AUGUGCGCGGGGGCCAUGGCGCUGUGGCGGGGGCUGCGCUGCUGCCGCCGCGCCCUCGCCUGGCUGCCCGUGCUGCUCAUCGCGCUGCUGCUGCUCUGGUCCUACUACGGAUACGUCUGCGAGCUCUGCCUCGUGACUGUGAGCAACCCUGUGGAGAAAGUGGCCUAUCUUGUAAUAUUCCAUAUUCUCUUUGUGCUCUUUGUGUGGACAUAUUGGAAGUCUGUUUUCACUCUCCCAGUGCAGCCAGACAAAAAGUUCCACAUGUCCUACGCUGACCAGGAGCGCUACGAGAACGAGGAGAGGCCGGAGGUGCAGAGGCAGAUCCUGGCCGAGAUCGCCAGGAAGCUGCCGGUGUACACGAGGACCGGGAACGGAGGUAUUCGGUUCUGUGACAGAUGCCAGCUGAUCAAACCCGAUCGUUGUCACCACUGCUCCGUCUGUGCCAUGUGUGUGCUAAAAAUGGAUCAUCAUUGUCCGUGGGUGAAUAACUGCAUUGGAUUUUCUAACUACAAAUUCUUUCUACUGUUCUUAGCCUAUUCUUUGUUGUAUUGCUUGUAUAUUGCUGCAACAGUCUUCAAGUAUUUCAUUAAGUAUUGGACAGGUGAACUGACCAAUGGCCGGUCCAAAUUUCACAUCCUCUUCCUCCUCUUCGUGGCAAUCAUGUUCUUUGUGAGCCUCAUGUUUCUGUUUGGAUACCACUGCUGGCUCGUCAGCAGAAACAGAUCCACCUUAGAGGCUUUCUCGGCUCCGGUGUUUCAAAACGGCCCAGAUAAAAAUGGAUUCAAUCUUGGCUUUGUAAAGAAUCUUCAGCAAGUGUUUGGGGAAGAAAAAAAGCUCUGGUUGCUGCCUAUUGCCUCAAGCCAGGGGGAUGGACAUUUUUUCCCCAUGAGAGCCUCGUGCGAAGCUCGGAACCCUCUCCUGGCAAAUGAGGAGCAGUGGGAGGAGGAUGGAAUAGAUGAAGAGCCCCAGGGUUCUGGUGAGGCCUCAGCCCUUGUCAUAGAAAGGGAGACAUAGCAGAGUGGAGAUGCAGCUGGAUAAAGCUUGAGCACAAAGAUUUCAGCUUCCCUCUCAGGAGCCAACACCUUCUCUUGACAUGGACUUCGGAUUUGAGGGGCAGAAAACAAGUGGAUCUUCAAGAUGA
Molecule: messenger RNA, 1141 nt
Organism: Empidonax traillii (willow flycatcher)
Lineage: Eukaryota; Metazoa; Chordata; Aves; Passeriformes; Tyrannidae
Gene: ZDHHC15
Product: zinc finger DHHC-type containing 15
Exons: 12
Coding region: 1-1014 (337 amino acids)
Biological process (GO): synaptic vesicle maturation; peptidyl-L-cysteine S-palmitoylation; protein targeting to membrane
Cellular component (GO): Golgi apparatus; endoplasmic reticulum
Molecular function (GO): protein-cysteine S-palmitoyltransferase activity
Source: RefSeq, a predicted model, not a curated record